Molecule: messenger RNA, 1143 nt
Organism: Malassezia sympodialis ATCC 42132
Lineage: Eukaryota; Fungi; Basidiomycota; Malasseziomycetes; Malasseziales; Malasseziaceae
Gene: GAL7
Product: UDP-glucose:hexose-1-phosphate uridylyltransferase
Biological process (GO): beta-D-galactose catabolic process via UDP-galactose, Leloir pathway
Cellular component (GO): cytoplasm
Molecular function (GO): zinc ion binding; UDP-glucose:hexose-1-phosphate uridylyltransferase activity
Source: RefSeq, a predicted model, not a curated record
AUGGUGUCGUUCGAUCCCAGGGAGCACCCCCAUCGGCGGUGGAAUCCGCUGCAGCGCUCGUACGUGAUAUGCUCGCCGCACCGUACGCAGCGGCCGUGGCAGGGUGCGCAAGAGUCGGUGGGUCAGCCGGCCCUCCCGGCGUACGAUCCCCGCUGCUACCUGUGCCCGGGCAACACGCGAGCGACGGGGGCCCAGAACGAUGCGUACACGUCUACAUACGUGUUCGAAAACGACUAUGCGGCGCUAAAGGUACAGGAGGUCGAGCCGCCAGCGCGCGCCUCUGGCAUCGAGGCGGCCCUCUUCGAUAUGCAGCCUGUGCGCGGCGCCUGCUACGUGCUGUGUUUUCAUCCGCACCACAACCUCACGCUCGCGCACCUUACGACGCCGCCGUAUUCGGCUGAUGCACAUAUUGUGCCGAUUGUCAAGGCAUGGCAGUCCCUGUACCGCUCGAUCGCGCGUGACCAUACCUAUGUCAAAUACAUACAGUUCUUUGAGAACAAGGGCAGUGCCAUGGGGUGCAGCAAUCCGCAUCCUCAUGGUCAAAUAUGGGCACUGGACUGCGUCCCUGGUGAGCCACUCCGCGAGAACGAAAGUAUGAAGGCGUUUGCUUUGGAUCCCCAGCAUGCGCAUGCGCAGGGCCCUCGCGAUCCGCAUGGUCGGCCAUGCCUGCUGCUCGAGUACGUGCACCUUGAGUUGCACAAGGAGAAACGGCCCCGCAUCGUGACGCUGAACAACCACUUUGUUGCGCUGGUACCAUUUUGGGCCGUCUGGCCUUUUGAGAUAAUGGUCCUGCCGUACCAGCGAUUCAUUGCCUCGCUCGACGAUCUCGACGACGAGGAGGUGAGCGCGCUCGCAGCCAUUCUUGGCGAGGUCGCUUGCCGAUUUGACAACCUGUUCCAGACAUCGUUUCCGUAUUCGAUGGGGCUGCACCAGCGCCCAACACCUACACUAAGCGACGCCGAAGACCCCGGCAUGUUUGCUCUACUGCAUAUCCACUUUUACCCGCCGCUCCUACGCAGUGCGACGGUGCGCAAGUUCCUGGUCGGCUUUGAAAUGAUGGCCGAGCCGCAGCGCGAUAUUACGGCAGAAUCAGCCGCAGGACACCUUCGGGAAUGCGGCACAGCCCACUUCGCUGCUCCCUAA